Molecule: messenger RNA, 1177 nt
Organism: Rhagoletis pomonella (apple maggot)
Lineage: Eukaryota; Metazoa; Arthropoda; Insecta; Diptera; Tephritidae
Exons: 2
Coding region: 79-819 (246 amino acids)
Source: RefSeq, a predicted model, not a curated record
UCGAGGCGCAGAGACGACGCUGCAAAGCCAAACGUCAGGCUCGAUCUAGAGAGACCGACUACAUCGAGAGCGGCGGCAAUGGCCAGUGAGGUAGCCAGAAGACACCUUAUCGUGGCACUCAUAGACCGGAGCAAUCCGCUGGGACAAAUCUCUCAGGAGCACUGGGGAGCAGUAGAACAUAAGCUGCUGGAUGCGCUUGUCGCAAAAAUGGAUGGGGACCCCACCACGACCAUGCCAACUUUCGAUGGUGCGGGGUGGCUAAAUGGGGUGAAAAUAAUAAAAUGCAAGGACGAUCCCUCUCUACUAUGGGUAAAGGAAGCUGUUGCGACGCUUCAAGGCCUGUGGGAGGGCGCCGUCUUGGAGGUUGUGGACCGCAGCUGCAUACCAUCCAUACCGAAAGCGAAGGUGCUCAUACCCCGCACGGUAAAACCGGAGAAUGCGCUGCGGCUUCUGCAGAGACAGAACCCAGACGUGCCGACGGGAGAUUGGAGGGUGUUAAAGGUCACCAACUCCUGUAAGGAGGAUGGCAGCCAAAAUUACAUCCUCCAAAUCAACAAGCCGGCCGAAGACAUACUAUACGCUAGGUUCGGGAAGAUGGCGUGGGGCAUAGGUAGCGUAUACCUUCGCCUGAAGAAGCGAAGCCUGGCCGAUAACAAUGCCAACACGCUGGAGGAGCGAGAGGUCGAGAAGGAUCUGGGAGAGAUCCUGGAGGCCACCUUGAAGCUCCAGGAGACCGAGAAGGGCGAUCCGGAGAUUCUACCCGACCCCGAAAAGAAUCCUGAUCCUUGCAGUGAAGGUUCUUCAAAUAAAUCUGCAUAAAAGCAAGGUCGCCUCUGCCGAGCUCCUCCUCAAUUUAGAGAGGAUCGGCUACGAUGCGGCGUUAGUCCAGGAGCCAUGGAUAGCGUCGGGAAACGUGGUAGCUGGACUAAAGUCGCAAACUUACUAUACGCACAUCCCGAGUGCAACAAACAGGAUGAUCUGACGGUGGUAGCUGUGAAGGAUGGCAAGGAUGAUACAAUACUCCUUGCAUCUUGUUACAUGCCUCACGACGAGGAGGCGCCACCAAACGAGCUCCGGAGGUUGGUGGGAGAGGCCGAGAAGGCGAAACGCCCACUCAUCAUAGGCGCGGAUGCCAAUGCGCACAACACAGUAUGGGGGAGUGGAGAUACCAACGAAA